This is a messenger RNA of Apis cerana (Asiatic honeybee), 3646 nucleotides long. RefSeq lists its product as uncharacterized. Lineage: Eukaryota; Metazoa; Arthropoda; Insecta; Hymenoptera; Apidae. The record is from RefSeq and is a predicted model, not a curated record.
UUCGUCUCUUGAAUUCGAAUGACUUCCAUUUCGAUAAAUGGAAAAGAUAGGGGGAAAAAUAAUAAAAAAUCUAAUUUUCAUAAUUUAAGCGAAUUAAAAAGAAACGAUUUAAAUGGAACGUCGUGGAUAUUGUUUUUCGAAUAUUUACGGUUACAUAUUUUUUGGAUAUUUGCGAUUAAAUUAAAGAUAUUGCGAGUUUCGUACGUGGAGUAUACGUAGUACGCAGCAGCGCGACAAACCAACAGCAAAACUCGGCGGACAUUAUCUCGAGUCAUGAGGUCAGUUUUGAAUCGUCGUAUCUCCCUGGAAGUAGCUUCAACUUUCAGAUAACGCGUUCUAGAUAGUAACCCACGUCCGCGUUUGCUCAAUAUUUUCUUUUUCCUUCGACCAAAUUCAGAGAACUGGUCGUAUCUAACCAUUCGAUAUUGUAAUUCGCAUCUAGAGAAACUAGAUCUACGUAAUAACAUGAGAUUUUUCUUUUGAUAAUCACGCAUCGACGGAUUAAGAAAAAUAAUUAUAAUUAUAAAAAUUCUUAUCGAAAACUCGAGGUUAUUUAAAAUUUCCUCUAAAAGAUUAGAAGAUCAGAAGAUAGUAACUCCGUUUAUAAACACGCAUAGGUUCACCAAGAGAGAGAGAUAAAAGAAGAAAAACGCCGUUCUCGUGGCCAUAUCGCGCUAUCUUUCUCCUAAAACGAAGCAAGCUGACCAACCUAGGUCUAAAACGUUUCGCCGAAUCGUUUCGUCCGCUCUUGCGAAACGGUUCGCGCAUGGAACAAAAAUAAACGUGUAUUCGAAAGGAGCGCGUCGUUGGCGCGUCGGUGGCGUCAUCGCGAUUCGCAUGCGCGAAAUUAUCGAGCGGCUCUGACGAGCGAGAGUCGAGUCGUCGGUUUCGUUGUCUGUCCCUCCGCCGUGGCGAGCGUAAACUGAACGGUGCGUGGUGUGACCGUGUGAGUAAGAGGCGAGCAGUAGCACGAGCACGACGCGAAUCCAAUCUCGUGGCAACGGGUCUCGGCUGAAGGAGAAGAGAAAAAACUAGGCAGUAUGGCCACCUCGAGGAGAAGAUCGCGCAUCUAACAACAGGAGGCGAGAUGCCGAUCUCAGCCGGUUCGCGGCUGACCUCUGUCGUUCCGUUCGGUUCCUACGUGACCACGUCUCUCGGCUGGCCGUGAUUCGAGGGAAACGCGCGCCUCGCCUCGCCUCGCCUCGCCUCGCCUCGCUCGCUGUUGUCUCUCUCUCCAAGUGAUCGUGGCGACAGAACGCCAGCAGGAAUCGCGGCGUGAAAGCACGAGGAGGGCUGGGCAUGGCCACUCUGGCUGGCAGCUCGUCGUCGGGCCUGGCCAGGCCACCGACCAUGCUGGAGCAGCUUCUCGAGGAGAUCAACUUUCAGAGGACCAAGGAGCUCCGACAGAUGCUCAAGGAUGACUCCGGCUUCGUGAUACUUCAAGGUACAACCUACUGGACGGACCUGUUUGUCAGGCACUUCCUCUUCCAGGCAGAGCACACGAUCGACGGCGACGACUUGCUGUUCUUCGUGCGAAAGAAGCACGUGAAGACGUCGUCGAGAUACUUGCCAAAAUUCGAGACGGAGGUGGACGUGUUCCGGAAGGACAGCAAGAAGCUGCCCAUCGGCGAUCCCGACAUCGAUUGGGAGGAAACCGUGUACCUGAAUCUGGUCGUGCAUCAAUUCGACUACACGCUCACCUUAGCUAUCUGCACAAGGACGAGCCCCAAGGAAUUGCAAGUACUGCGCAGGCACUCGCAAAAAGUGUACGCGAGCCCCAGCCGAAGACGAAUGGACGCGAAGGGUGAUCUCGAGGAGAUGACCUAUCCCCAUAUAUGCUUCAUGGUGGACAAUUUCGACGAAGUUUUCUGUGAUAUUCUAGUCAGGGACGGGGAGAUGGUGUGCGUUGAAUUGGUGGCGUCCGACAGGGAGGGCGCGAUUCAAGGCGUCAUAUUUCUCGGCUCUAUCAGAUACGACGCCCUGAAGAAGGUCUACGACGCCAGGUCCAGCUUGAGCACCAAAAUGGCGCAGCGAAUGACCUUCGGCCUGUUUUCCGGCGCGGCCUCCCAGCGCAUAGAAUUCGUUCGAAUGAAGGGGCCUCGUGGGAAGGGGCACGCGGAGAUGGCUGUGACGAAGCCGAAGGGUUCGGGGGCGGAGACGCCGACCUCGGAGCCCGGCUACUGCGCCACGGAUUCCCUGUGGGACGCCGACUGGGACGACGCCGAGGAACUGUUUCUGUAUCGACAUCAACGAAGGCUAUCCGACCCGAGCGCGAACCUGAACAAUUUCGUGCGUGGCGGGUGGAGGACGAAGCCGGAUACGGCCGCGACCAAGGCAAGGUCGGAGAACGAAGGUCUGGACUCGAUGGCGAACGGGUUGAACGAAAUCGAAGCAGGAGACGUUCGUGACGCCGACCUACAGGAUAGCAGCUGGGGCGGCCGGGGCUCACCAGGAAAUCACAGGAGUCCGCACGUCAGGCGACGAAGAUCCCCUCACCUUCCCGCCAGGCAACAACGCCCGAAACACAAGCAACGUAACUCGUGGGAGCGUAGCGAAAACGAGAACGGAACGCCGAAUCACAAGGAGGCCUAUCGCGACACACACGGCCUCCAGAAUCACCGGCACAACCAUAUCGAGGUCGGUAGCGAGAUACUCGUCCCCGCGGCCCCUUGCUUGACGGACGACAACGUGAGACAGAAGCUGGACGCGGGCGCGAUACUGGUUCACGGGAAGGAGGAGCUCCCGUUGGGAUACGAGGAGGCGGACAAUAACAGGAAACGAAGGCCGUACAGCACGGGGCAGAUCAAUCACGAGCGGAUCAACAACCUGGAGAACGACGAGGAGCACCGGCGGCUGAGCGACGACGAAUUGGUGAGGGUUCGGCGCACGGAGGGGGGGCGCAGGCGGCUACGCUCGGCCGGCUCCGACCAGGAGGAAUACUACACGGGGCGGAACAAGAACAAAAACGACGACCAGUUGAGAGAUAAAAACGCGAACGCGCGCAUUACGCGCGGCAACCUGACCACGCACAGGCAGAGCGCCACCCUGCCCAGAAGGAGGCGAAGACGAGCGUUGUCGGGCAGCUUCGCGGGCAACCCACUACCGCCGCACCGUGUCACACCAGACGGAACAGCUAUCUACUAUUGGUGCGAGCUCCCGCGCCGCCCCGGCUCACAGGGAUCAUUACGAUCGACGUGACAGAUUCGUUAGCGAUAAUCGAUUGGUUCUCUCUGUGCCGGCAGAGCUGGACGACGGCGCUUACAACCCUCUGUGGACUAUGAGAGGAUUCACGCAGACGUUCCACUUCUGGAAAGAGACCAGGCGAGCCCAAUCCGUUCCACUCAACGCGUUUCUCACGUAUAUUACUCUGCCUUGGUGGAGCAUUGCCAAAGGUGAGAUAAAAACGAGAAACCCUCGUUCACGGAUAAAUUGUUCACGAUUAUUUUCACGCUUUCUUUCAGAUAUUCUCGAUCAUCGAGAAGGACCUAUAUUAACGUUCUAGCCGACACGAGGACGUCCCAUUUUUAUUUCUAUCGGAUCUCUCUUUUCCAUUUCGUUCCCCACUUUGUACGCACUUGGAUAGAACGCGCGUGGCCCAACAAAACCGAAUGUAUAGAAUAAGAAAUAAACGAGAUACCAUUUAUAA